Molecule: messenger RNA, 591 nt
Organism: Mucor velutinosus
Lineage: Eukaryota; Fungi; Mucoromycota; Mucoromycetes; Mucorales; Mucoraceae
Product: Rad2 nuclease
Exons: 4
Coding region: 1-591 (196 amino acids)
Biological process (GO): small GTPase-mediated signal transduction
Cellular component (GO): cytosol
Molecular function (GO): GTPase activity; GTP binding; protein kinase binding
Source: RefSeq, a predicted model, not a curated record
AUGACUCGAGGUGUUGCCCGUAAAAAGUUGGUCGUUGUUGGUGAUGGUGGAUGUGGAAAGACAAGUCUACUCGUUGUAUAUCAGAAAAAGGCAUUUCCUCAGAGAUAUGUGCCUACUGUAUUUGAAAAUUACAUUGCCAAUGUACCGUUAGACACUGGAAAGAUUGUAGAACUGGCAUUAUGGGAUACAGCAGGACAAGAGGAUUAUGACCGAUUAAGACCUUUAUCAUAUCCAGAAACCGAUGUGGUCUUGAUUUGCUUUGCCAUUAAUUUACGUACAUCAUUUACAAAUGUGCAAGACAGAUGGCUCCCAGAAGUAACCCAUUUUUGUGAAAAUGUACCUAAAUUAUUGGUUGGCACAAAACUGGAUUUCAGACAAAAUCAGGAAGAGAUUCGACGAUUGGGAUUAGUUGGACAAAGACUGAUUACAGAAGAAGAGGGGGAGCAACUGGCUCGAGAAAUCGGUGCAAAGUACUACGAAUGCAGUGCAAUGCAAAAGAUCAAUGUGGAUGAGGUGAUUGAAGCAGCAACAAAGGCUGCUGUUGCUGGAAAUAUGAGACGUCUUCAUAAGAGACUUUGUACCAUUUUAUAA